AAAAGCAAGUGUAAGUGCAAAAAAUGUUUCAUUGUGGUUUAAUGGGGAUUUUGUACCGAACUAUUUGUUGGCCGGGCACUGUUGCUUGACAAAAACCCCCACAGUGAUUAGGACAGAGUUAUUAGGAGCUGUAACAAGAUGCUUGUAGAAUUUAGUUACUUCUGAACAGAGCCAAGGUCAGUGUUUUCCCAUUUUUUGCAGUGUUUGGCUCGCCAACAGUUUGCAGCGGCCUCUCAUGGCAGUGGUAUUAAUCUUGCAAGAGCAUAAAUUUGCUUAUUUCCCAAAAGUGACCUGUUCCUUUAAAAGGAAGGAUACACUCUUCACUGGCAGGCAACAGAGCAUGAACCUGGGGUCUUGGUGUCAAAGAUGAAGAUGUGUUGAGCCUGUCUUUACAACCCUUAUGUUUCACUUCACCAUAUGAACAUGAUUUUGUCAACUGGCAAAAAAACGGAACAUUUUUAUUUACUGCGACUCCAAGGGAGACUUGACUUCAUGGUAGAUUUCAAAUUGUGUUUUGAUAAACUAGACAGGUUACACAGGGACAUACAGUAUGUUUUUCUGCCUGCCUGGCCAAAGAGGAGCAAAAUACUUAGCCAGCAAGUCACUAAUGUUAAUUUGUCUUCAUCCAGCCCACUCAGGUAAUUUUGCUAAAGGGUAGACAGAUUCUCAGAAUUCAAAUCAACACAUUGAAAAACAGAUGUACGGCUCGCCCCCUUAAAUCAAAGAGAAACGCAGGCCACAUAUCUUUGACAUGUAGUGAUACACAUUUGGCCACAUUGUGUAAAGUGUUGUGGUCUAAAUAGCAGCUUUAACUUAGCCGUUUGGUAUCUCCAUAUACAUUUACAUACAUUUUGCUUCAAUGAGAAAAUGACAACAACAAAAAAAAAACAUGUACAACAAUAAUCUCGUCCUCAACCACACAUCCAAAACCUUUUGUCAGCUUGGUCUGAAGACCCGACAAAAAUACAUGUAAUUUUGCCUGUUGCCACUAGACGGGGUGAGAGACGGGGAGCGGGGGUUUGUCAACUGCCUGCCCAUAAUAACCACCAGACAUGACUCAUCCAGCGUGGAAUACCACAGCAGCCACAGACAGGUCUCUGGCAGACAAGGAGCAGAAAUUCGACUCUUCAGCAGAGUUUGUGAAUGGGACAGGAAUGAGCAAAACCAGGGUAGAUUUAAUAGUGCUGCGAUACGUUUCAAAGAUGUCGGAGUUUUGAAAAUUCAUUGAGUGUUUGGUUUGGCCUGUUUAUAAAAGUCAAGUGGCUAAAUACUGUGUGUUUUUAUUGAUAAGAUCUAACGGCCUAACCAAGAAGAACUUCUUCUCCUUGCUUGCCGUCAUUUCUUUUGUUUAACUCCUCGUUGGUUUCCGUGAUUCUUUGGCAAACGUCCUGCUCAUCAAGUCAUCACGUGGAGUUCCUAAAACACAGCGCAGGGACAACAUAUCACCUCGUCAGAUAUGAUUUUAGCUCUGAUCAUCGUCAUUCUUGCCCAGACUUCCCCCGUGGAGAGCACCACUCAGUUUGAAGACAAACACAUGUUGGACAGUCAAAUUGUUAUUUGCUUAUGUGGAGUCCGUCCAAGGCUGGAGGGCCUGUAGAGCCAAGAGUCUAAUCUGUGGGCAUAAGGAAUAACACAGAAAUAACAUAUUGUACAACUUAAAGUAUGGCAGGGGAGCAAACUGUGAGCGGUCACAUUACAUGAAAACAGCAGGCAGGAAGUGUUUUGCAACAGCGGAAAAUCUUCAGGUCCAGUCUGACCACCAGACGGUCACACUUCAUCUGGCCUGAAGGCUGCGGUCAGUGAAUGGAUACCUUCCCCAUCAUAAGGUUGGAUACACUGUCAUACAUUUGUCUCUGGCUCUCCCCCACACACACACACUUUUCUCCCGUUUCUUAUUUAUUCCUCCCUUUCCUUCCUCUCCUUUCCUUCUUUCCUGCUUAACAACCUUACCUCAUCACAAGUUUUACCUCUACACCCUCCCCCCCACCACCACUUUACCUUUCUAACGUUCUCAUUCCUCCCACUCUCACCCUCUUUCUCUCUCUGUUUGUGGUCAGUCACACUUAAUCUAGCUCCAUCCAUCUGUUUCUCUUCAUUCGUUUAGUCCGGUCUGUUUUCGAUUAAGAUUACAUCAGGCUUUGACCUAUUAGUGUGCCGUGAUCCUUUUGAAGUCAUUUUGUGGUUACAGGUUAAGCUCAAACCCCACCACUCUUCUUACUCUACAUAAUACAGACAGUAUUUGGAGGAGGGGGGAAAAAAACGGUAUAGGUUCUUAAAACUUUUUAGCCUGGGACCAAAAUGACUUUUUUUCCCCCCCCUGGGAUCCAGGAUCAUUAAAUCAUACAAGAGUUCUUGUCAUGUGGAGACCCGCGAGAGGCGGGCCUGCACCCCAUUUUAGGUCCCAACCUAUAAUCCAACCUAGCAAUCUGUGAACUGGAAUAUAUUGUUCAUUUAACCUCAUAGCUGUAGGAUUUUGAUUAUAUUUUUAAGAUUACUUUCCCGACCAGAGAAUUUCUGUUCCUUAUUAGGGCUCUAGUUCAAAGUCAAGCUCAUUUUUCCCACUAAACAUGACGCAGACCUCCUAUAGAAAAUAACGUGUCUUCAGGAACCAAAUGAGAAAUGUAACUAUUGACAUGACGCUCAUUAAAACCAUUAUUAAUGCUGUUUUUUAUUUUUUGGAGACCACGCACGAAGACCUGUGGAUCCUAAAAUCUAGCAGGAUAUAAAUCGGAUAUACAUCCUCAUUUCCUAACUUUAGUACUGAUCCCUUAUAUUGCCCCCUCCGUCAUCUUUGAUCAGUUGGCUACUAAAUAAAAUGUCGGUGUUCAUUUCCAGAUGUCCAUCAAGAUAUCAUCUCUGAAACCUCAAAGUUAACUCCCCUUUUUUUUCCUGCACUUGGAGGCCCGUGAAUAGAAAUUGAAUGAAAUGUUAAACUGUACAUCAUCAUUAUUCCUGGGUCAAAGCUCGGGUAAGUAGCCAAUUGGCCGCGUCGUGAUGCUAAACUGACAUAUAUUGGCCAAAUUGUGGCAGGGUAGGAUGUUAAAGUCAUUUAGACUCAUCAGGCUAAGUGGACACAGUUGACUGAGAGGUCUCGAACCUCCCCACGUCUGGUUGCGGGUAGAUUUUGGUGCCAACAAUUCUCAAUUAGAGCAGUGGAUGAGAGGACAUCUGGUGUGUCUGCCUGACAUAUGUUCAUGGACGUACGCCAACGGGCCUGAGUUCGUUUAUCAAAUGAAGCAUACAUGUCCAUCUUUUCAACAGAUAGACAUGGACCAUUUAGCACUUCAGUCAAUCGUGAUGGUCUCUGAUUGUACCAAUGCCGUGACAGUAUCGGAGCAGACACCAUAUGUCUGAUCACUAGGUUUUCAGAUAAUGGGUAACACUGAGGAAUUAUAUGCAGUAAUUAUUAUUUUUACACAAAUAAUUAGUCAAGUAUGAUAUAUGAAGGAUGAAGUCUUUAUUUUGACUAUCAAUAUUACCAUCAUACAAUCAUACUGUCAUUUAUGGGGACUGUCUGUAAUGUCUGUAAGCAUGUAUAAUAAAAUGUGGGACAAGAGGGUUCAUGCUGAAAUUGAACUUUAAUUAAACAUAUUCCGGGUUAAGUGCACAGACAGGCAGUCAGAAUAAACAAAAAAUGACAUGAUGGGUUAUACAUGCGAGAUUGCUGAAAGGCUUGAUGCUGAAGAUGAUCUGGUCGUCGAGCUUAAAUACUACUGAAGAAGUGAAUAAAUAGGGAACACGUGUAAAUGAUCAGGGCAUGACUAGCAAUCACAACCACAAGUGAGGAUGUCUGCAAUGAGGGAGAGUGGAGCGUGUUUAAAAAUCAAACAAGACAUGGCGACAAGCAACCUUUUCCCUCCAUUUGUGCAUCGAACUAAAAAUGAAACCGACAAAGUGAGUCACAGUAGGUCAGUGCAGUCAGCUGUUAACCGUAAUGAUGGUGAUGGGGCAGCCCAUGCCCAAGAGGAAAGGAAUUGGGCUUGUGACCACAGGGUCACCGGUUAAAAACCCAAGUUGGAUCAAGGGCUGAGGUGCACCCUGAGCAAGGCACCCAAUCCCCCACUGCUCCUGUGCCCUGCCUGUGUGUUCACUACUGGUGUGUAAUUAGGAUGCUGAGGUCAAAGUCACGAUCACUAAUUGGUGUGUGUGCAAAAAUAACUCAUUCUAAUUUUAAACACAGCUAACGGUGACACACGUUUGUUGGAAAGUAAAACUGUGCUGAAGAGGAAGUGACUGAAUAUUGGACAUAAAUAAGCACAUCUAAUUUGCUGUCAGGUCUAAAAGGUGUUACAUCUGUUAUACUAAAGUGUCAGGAAAAUCAAUGUAGGUUUAAAGACUCUUCGGAUCUUUUCAACGUUGUGAUUAUUAUCAUCAUACAUAGACUUAAAAGUAAGUUUGGGUUCAGUACAUGAUCUUUAGUAACUUACUUAUUAUAGACUCAAAGUGACACAAUCACAUGGAUGUCACAUCUCAACUGACCGACAAAAGGAGAAGUGAGAAGAAAAGUGAAAAUAGAAACAGCUGGAGGAUCAGACACUAGUUAAGUGAAUUUACAAACAUGAAUACCCCCUCCUCCUCUUCCUCCUCCUCUCCUCCCUCUUCCUCCCCCUCCUCCUGCGCUCUUCUGCUUUUGGCUCCCCUCACAUUACCACAUCACCAUGCAUCUGUCACUCCUAUAAAAAUCCCACUCAUCACAGUACGAGUGGCAGGCAUCGCCCACGAUUCUCUCUGUUUGACUGGCUGAGGUGAAUGAAGAUAUUAUAAGAGGUGAGUGCUUCAUAUUUGAUUAGCUGGUUUACCGUGAUGUUGUUGACCUCUCUGUCUCCUCCUCUGCUGUCAUUACAGAGCUCGUGUCAGCGGAGAUGUUGGCAGGUGCGCUAGUUCUGGGCAUCAUCCUAACAGCUUUACCAGGUAUCCAGAGCAGGUGGAGUGUGACAUUUUCUAGGAAGGAGAUCUGUGUGUGGGCAGGGACCACUGUCACUCUGCCCUGUCGCUAUGACUACCCAUCAGGCCACACUGUAAAGCGAGUCAUGUGGUUCCGAGUGUCUGCAGAGGGUCGCAGGGAGUUCACCCACCACACUGACACAAACCAGAUCAGUCUGUCAUACCGUGGGCGCACACGCUACAUUGGGGGCAGCUACUCCAGCUGCUCAGUCCAGAUUCGAGGUGUGAAGCUGAGUGAUGCGGGUCAGUACCACUUCAGGUUCGAGACGGACCAACAACUGGGCCGAUGGACCUCCCCGGACACGAUUAGUCUGGACGUAACAGACCUGCAGGUCCAGGUGCAUCCAGCCAGACCCGCCAACAUGUUUGGCUUUGGAGAGACAGUGUAUGUAGGCUGCCAGGCCAGCGGAUGUGCUGCACCAGGAAGGAGUCUGGCUCUCUACAGGAAUGGAAUAAACCUCGGCUCCUACGAGAAAUGGAUGAUCAUCACCCGCUUUGACCGGCAGCAAGCUGGAGCAUACACCUGUCGCCCGAUCCCACCACAGAAUGUGCAGUCCCCGUCCGUCUCCCUGGCUCUGGGACAUGGUCCUCAUUCCACGUCAAUCGCAGUCUUUCCUGGAGGGGAGGUGACUGAAGGGGGGUCCGUCACUCUGACCUGCAGUAGUGACGCAGCUCCACCUGUAGAGAGCUUUGCUUGGUUUAAAGACAUGGAGAGUGGCAGCAUCCCAGACAGUUUCAGGCCUCGGCUCCAUCUGUCCCAGCUCAAAUACACAGACAGAGGAGAAUACUUCUGUGUAGCGCGCAACUCACUGGGAACAGAUCGCUCUCAACCGCUGCUGCUCAACGUCACUUAUUCUCCAAAGAGCACACAUGUGCUGGUGAGUCCUCGAGGUGACAUCAGAGAAGGUUCCUAUGUAAACCUGAGCUGCGUCAGCCAGGCCAACCCUCUUGCAAACAGGUACGCUUGGUAUCAUAUUCUAGGAGAUCAGGUGUUGGCUAAAGGAACAUUUCAGAACUUGACGUUCACAUCAGUACGUGCUCACCAUGCUGGUCAGUACUACUGCACAGCGUCAAACGGAUUAGGAUACCAGAGUUCCCCGGUCGCGACACUCGCUGUGCUCUACCCUCCCAAGAACACCUCGGUUCUGGCUCGUCCCUCUAGUGUGGUGGACGCGGGCCGACCACUGACUCUGAUGUGCAGCAGUCAGGGAAACCCAGUAGUGGACAACUUCACAUGGCACCGUCUCUCUCUGGACGGGGGCUCUGUACAAUCCUGGGGCAGCAAGUCUGGUCCUGUUUUCACCUUCUCGGAGGUCGGCCCCGGGGAGAGCGGCCAGUACUACUGUGAGGCCAGGAACCGAAUCGGAGCCCACAGGUCUCCAGUCCUCACCGUACGAGUCAGAGGUCGUCUCAAGGUCAUUGCCCUGGCAUCAGCAGUGGGCGUGUCUGCUGCACUCAUCACUCUGACAGUGGCCAUUAUGAUCAGUAAGAACAUGCACAGAGUAGACAUGGAGUCAGCAGAAGUAGUAAACAAGCGUCCGUCAGUGACAGCUGACACCAUGUUCUAUGAAUCAGCACAACAGACCUUCCCUGUGAGAAAGGGCAAGAUGUCUGACAUCCCGGAAGAACCAGAGGAUUUGAGUGACAGCUCCCACCCAUCCAUUGUUCCUCUGAAGGAUGCACCACCAAUCCCAGAGGUGGAAACUUGCAAUCCUGCCUCCACCUACAUCACUGUCCACUACUCCAGAUUAUCCAGUUCAGACCAAGUGCAGUUCCAAAACAUGCCACUGGGUGGCGACCGAAAACCAAAGGACUCCUCAAAGUGUGUUUACUCCUUACUGCCCCAGACUCGUCCCUGAACACAAGAGACAGUGUGUACACUGGAGCACAUCAACAAUCUCUUCUACUGCAAAAGCACUCUCUCAUUUUCCUCCUCAGCUGAAUGAAAUGUCAGCCUUCGUCACUGUGCUUCCAUUUGCCCGGCAAGGACUGAGAAAACCAGAAACACUUAAUAUGCCUUACUUACACUCUUCUGGGUCACACACACGUAUUCUGAAACUCUCUGUGGUUCUUCGGUCCAUGAAAGCAACGCGUGGACCUGCUGCUGACUGGAAGUCCUGCCUUUGCACCGUGUUGCAUGUCUCUCCUGUUUUUUUAUCAGUUUUUUAUCAUAUUAAGUAUAUUAUCGCAAUAAUAUGUAAGUAUAGUAAAGUAUAAAACAUCAGUAAUAAUUUUAACUGCAUUCAAAUCCACUGGACAGGUCAUAACCACUGUUGCUUUUUCGUUCAUGCUUGACACUAAAAAUUUGCCACCUAGAAUAUGCAGAUGAGUGCGAGUGCUCGCCACAUUAACCUUUGCAUCCACAGAUUACAGAUUAUCAUUUGUAUUCAAAUGUAAUGGUUUACAUUAAAAUUGACAGAGUGGUAAUACGGUCUCUUUGGUGCAUUUCUCACAUCCUACUUAACAUCUGCAAAGCAGUAUUGAGUACGUGCCGCAACACUUUUACUGGAUCACUAAGACAAUAAUCAUCACGUAAUCCUGGUCCUGUGUGUUUUAGAUGUUUUCUCUGCUCCAGCACACCUGAUUCAAAUGAUCAGAUAAUCAACAAGCACUGCAGCAACGACCUAUUUAUUUGAAUCAGGUGGAAACCCUGAUGCAGAUGACAGUCAGACUGUUAAAUCAUGUUGUCAAUCUAACAGUCUACAACAUUAAUGGCUCAUAAUCCGUCAGGUACGGCAUAUAUUCAUUUUCCACUGUACUAAGUAACUGUGGGUUAUCGACUGCAAGAGACUUGCCCGGAUUUACAUCUACAUUUUAAAUAGAGUUCCGUGUGUCUUUCAAUAAAUACUAAAUACUAAUACAUAUGCACUUUUAUUACUGUAACAUUCACUGUCAUUGCAAUAAAAUACAGUGAAUAGACAAGACUGUUUAACAUCAUACACCGGGGGGGGGGAAAGCACUCAGAGAGCACAGACGCUCAUUGUCAAUACACUACACUACAGUAAGGACAUAUCACCACUGAAAUGUAAUAAUGUCUUCCUGCCAUAACCUUCAAAUAACCUACAUCCCCAUAUACUCUCAUGUGAAUGUAGGUUUUUCUUUUUACUUUUUGAGUCAUGCUGAACCAAACCAAAACAAA
This is a messenger RNA of Solea senegalensis (Senegalese sole), 8083 nucleotides long. RefSeq names its product B-cell receptor CD22. The transcript has 18 exons. The record is from RefSeq and is a predicted model, not a curated record. The coding region runs from base 4863 to 6803 and encodes 646 amino acids. NCBI's taxonomy places the organism in Eukaryota, Metazoa, Chordata, Actinopteri, Pleuronectiformes, Soleidae.